AAUGACACCGAAAGGGCGUUGGUACCGAAACACUACAAGUCCCACACUGGCAGCUCUCCAUCUGCCCCUCUCUCCCAUCGGAGACUGAGAGAUACGGUACGGGUUGUCUUGACGAAACCCCCCUGGACUUUCAGAACCGAAAACGGCCGAAAUUAGUGAACUGCAGCGGACCAUAGCGAAAGACACGGAAUUGACUCAUCUUUUAUUGUAAUUGUUUCCUUUAUUCACUGAACAAACGGACUGGUAAUUAUUAACACAAUUUGUCUUUGCUAGCGAGCUAGCUAAUUUUACGAAUUAUUCAGCGCCGGAGUCGAAUGUAGCCUAAUCGGUUCGGGUCCGGCGUGAUCACAUUUUUUAACCCAGACGCUGUUUAGAAAAGGGCCGAGCCGAGGACUGUCUAAUGAAUAUUGGAGGUCCAUGCUCUCGGGUACAGACAUCUCAAAAUUGUAAAGCAAUGUGUAAAGCAGACUUAUAUAUUGUCAACCUACGGUUGACUUUGCUGCGAAGGGACCUUAAAUAGCCUGUUAUUUUGGACACAUUCGAGAGUAACGUAGUUCACAUGUACAACACCUAGCUAAGUAUGAGAACAAUAAGUUGAGUUAGUGGUUGUUGUUUAUUGUCUUCCUUGUUUCAGAGACAUUCGGUGUUGUCACAAUAUAAAAUAGAGUGGUUAAAAAGUGUUAGUUGUCCUCUUGCAGCUAGUGUAUCAUUGGCCACCGCGAAUAUUUUUCUAAAACAUGAUUGUCGUAGGCUACUAUUGCUAUUUUAAGCCUCCUUUAGUGAAUUGGUGAAAUAUUGUGACUUGGAGUAGUCGACCCCUAUUUGUUUAAUGGUAGUCUGUGUUAACGUCGGUUGAUGUUUCGAUGUAGGGAUGCGAUUUGAGUAAUCUGGCUACAUUGUGGCCGUGUGUGUACGUCGGUGCCGAUUUAGGGAAAUGCAGUUUUGACAGUUAUCCAGCAGAAAACGUUAUCUGCUCCCCGUGGAUUUUUUGUAUUCAAGAUAUAAUAUCUCCAAUGUUUUCAAAUUGGAAGGAGCAUUUAGCAAUGUCACUAAAUAAAACAAGCGAGAAAUUCGUUUGUAUUGUCUUCCAGAGCCUCAACAUUCCGGAUCACCUGAGCCGGAGUCGAGAAGCAAGCGUCCCUUCGUGUUGUGCUUAAAAGCGUGUAAAUUGUGGGUACUUCUGAACAAAAACAAUGACACUUGUUAUCAAGCAUUUAGCCAAAUUAUACAAGAUAUGGUUUUUAGAAAUAUAAAUAACCAAAAAUUGGUGAAAAUCUAACUCGGUUAGGCUAUACGCUUUCAAUUUGAUCGCGAAGACUCGUGAUAUCAUUCGCACGCCUCUCGUGGGUGAAUGUGGGCUUUAGGCUGUACAACCGAAUGACCGGCGGGAGUGAGUGAAGGAUUGGCGCUUCGUGAGCGUGAAUGUUUUAUUUUUGCUAUAUUGCAUCAUGAUGAAAGUAUAACAUCAUCGACUUGGGCCGGGGGUAAAACCUGACGCCCACUUCAACGGUCCGUGGCCGAAGUUUACCUAAUCGCUGUUGUUACGCACGCAGAUAUUUCAAGAAGAGGAACUGGAGUUAGGAGAGCAGUAGGCGAUGUAAAACGAGAAAGACAUAUCCAGCUAGAUAUGAAGCGAUAUGUGGCCGUAGUAGUCUACUUUACCGGAACAGAGCCAAUAUCGGCUUUGUGAUGCGCGAGUGUUUCGAAGUGACGAGCGCGGGGUAACAGCUCCUGAAGAUAACUAAUUGUGUUCCUUUUCAGUAAAAUAGUAUCAAUGGAUUUGGGUUUAUGAUGAGCACACUGUAGGCUAGGCUACAUUUUCACUAAGUAGUGUAUAUCGCUAUACGCUAGCCUAUAUAUUCCCAAAGGAAAUGUCUGUAGAGUAAGCUACCUGUUCGUUAAAUUGACAAUUGUUUAUUUGAAUUGGGGCGUGUGCACCUAAUUACGGUUAUUUCAGUACAUUAAAAUUCGAGUGUACCUAUGUAGCCUAGUAAGUUAUUCCCCAUUAGUUAAAUAGUCUACAUCAUUUAGCCUACCUUUUGUAGUUCUUUUGGACGCGCUUUACGAUGUGCUGGUAAUUCAUGUAUUUUAUUUCAGAAAGUUUGAACGAAGAAUGCUAUUUAUUAUAUUAUAUUAUAUUGUGCUACAUGUCACCUUCGUGCUAAAUUAGCGAACUGACAUUGUAAGCACGCGCGCAUUGUGAAUUCAGGAAUAUAGAAAAAUGGUUCGGUAAAGAAACAAAACUAGUUACUCUUUUAAUCUAAUACUUCGUGUACAGCAUUUAACUGGUUUAUGACAGCUUUGCCAACUUGAAGUUGAAGGACAAAUUUAAAACAAGGUAAAAAAAAUUGAAUGGAAAAUGUCUCAACACUAUUUAAGAGUUGUGUAUGGCAAUAGGGAGUAUUGAUCUUCUUUCCCGUUGAAUGCACCUCCUUCUCUGUUGUUCGUUACUAUUUUCUGUGGAUGCUUUACAGUUUGUGAGGCACUGUAGCAGAGAGGCAGGCAAGGCUCCCUAACCCUCCCCAAACCCCACCCUCUACCCCAACCACUUCUCCCGCCUGCCAUGGUCUCGGCUUCCCCGCUCUGCAGCAGUGUGCGUGGCUGGGUCAGCACUGACCAUAUCCCUUUGUGCAGCAUCAACGAAGACCGAGUAUCCUAUACUGAAGAUUCUCCCAGUGUAAAACUGCAGUCGCCACUUUGUAAGGAAUGUGGUGUUAACAGCGAGCACAUGCAGGUGGAUCCCACACAGAUGAAAGUAGGAGAUGGAGGUGCAAUGAGCACAGGGGGCGGGACUCCAAGCCAAGUGCUAGAGAGCAUGGUGGGAAACCCUCCACCUAAGACAUUAUCUCCAGAGCUGGCUACAGAUGUGAAUCAGCAGUCUAAGCCAGCUCCAGAAUCAGACUUCAAACCAUCCCAUGUCUCCUCAAAAACCAGUCAUCUGCAGCAUUGCCUUGAAGCCUCUCCGUCUGUAUGCUAUGAUAGCGCCCCCUUGUUACGCACUGUACCAGUGAACAUGGCACUGCAUGAGAAAGCAGAGAUUCCAAAACAGAGCAUGGAGGGUGCUGCGACCCAUCCCAGGCAUCAACGGCUAAGUGGGAAAAGGGACAACGUCACCCCCAACCCCAAUCCCAGCACUGGGAACCCUGGAAAGAGGGCACCAGCACAGAUUCAGUCUGUGAUUAGUCUGUCCCCAGGUUUCCAGUGCUCCACUCACUUUAAACCAGGCCAGCCAGUGGCCUUUUUCCCCACUGCUAACCUCAGCCCUCCAUUGUGCAAGAUCACUCUUCCCCCUGCUUUGGGCCAGAUUGCGGCUUUAAGAGAAGCUACGGCUAACCAGUUCAGCAAGGUUUGUCACCUACAAGGCUCAAACUCCAGUAGUACCCCUCAGCUUCGGCCACACCCUUACCAUUUCUCCAUUGGAAGAGUUAUUACCCCCGAAAGCAAACCUUCCACUGCAGCAAAACACACUUGUGGCCCUGCUGCUUGCAGCAAGAGUUCCAAAGUGGGCAGAGACCAUGAUUCACCCCUGGACUCAGGAGCCUCACCUACCAUUGCAGUCCCAUUGAAGCAACCAACAUUAGGCUCUGCCUCUAUACCCCCUCUGUCCCUGCCUCCUUCCUCUCAAGGUGGGUGCAGCACAGCUAUAUCCAGCUUUUCUGAACACAGCAGACUGCAGAACUAUGCAGAGAAGCAUGCAUCCCAUCCCAGCCUUGAAAGUACAUCAGUCACACAUGCAAGACUGAAGUCCCCAGGUGCCACAGAGGAGAAUGCUCUAAUGUGCUCGGCUGAUGUAAGGGACAUGCCACUGGACUUGUCUGCAAAGUCAAAAAGACAGAAGUCUUCUGCAGCCCCUCCAAAGUCACCCAAAACAGAGGUCUGCAGUACAGAAGCAGGGAAGAAUGAUGCAACCUCUCUAAAGAAGGCUCCUUGUGCACAGACCUCCAGCCUUGGUCCUUCUGCACCUUAUACCGUCUUUCCAGAGACACUGAAAAAUGGUGCUCUUGCAAAGAAUUCUACCAGCUUUUUGGAUCACCAGGGCUCUGAAGCAUCUGCUUCCUGGGGAAAAAUCUCCUCACCGGGCUCCAUAAACCCCCCAGGGACCUAUGUGGGGGUGGCCAGUCCUGUACUUGCCUCCACCCUGCGCAGCAAGGAUGGGAAGGGGACUUCUUUUGUGGAGGACCUGCAAAGCACGGCUAAACAGGAGACCAUCUCCAUCGUUGACCAAGGGGAGCACCUGGGCUGUAGGGGAAGGAAAGGACCUUCUGUGAUCAAGGAUCCACAGAAGUGCCCCACCUACAAACACUCGAGUGAUAUUCGUUUAGCUGGUCAACCCAAGGAUGUCUUUCCCUUAGCUUUAUCUGGCCCUGCUAAGUCGCAUACCCAUUGUACACUCAGCUGUGGGAAAGCAGUCAUCCCACAUUCUCCUAAUGGCAGCAAGCCAGCAUGGCGCCAGCUCAGUCUUCUCCCCCACCAGGGAGCUUCUGCACUGCGACAGAAAAAAUCUCAUGGGGCCCCCCAAUCACAGUUGGGCAAUGGCAGUGAGGGCGUCCCUUUUCAGGAUCCCCUCUCAAAUGCAUCCCAUGCAAAAGAAGAAAAGUGGGACAAAACCAAGUUUCCUAUCUCCAACCUGGAAUCCAUAGUGAAACCUCUGGAGACAUCUGAACUCCCCAGUGAUGGAUGCCGUAAUCUGACAACCUUAGACACGGAGAGUUCUGAAGCUGUGGCUGUGCACGUCGGGUAUCAAGAUGCCAAAUCAUGGCAGGUCACAUCCAGAGAGUUCCAACUGUUGAAGUCUUCCAAGAAGAGAGAAGGGAAACUUGAGAAAGAUCUCCAAGGAGGGGUUCACACUCGGGUUUCCUGCAAGCAAGAGAAAUGGAUUGCUACUGAACAAAAGAAAAGAGAAAAGACCCCAGAAAAACGACUCAAGCAGGAAGAAAACUCAGGCAGCAAUGACUUCUCAAACACUUCAAGAACUCAUGACAAGAAUAAAAGGAGAACCAAGUUUAUCCAUGACUCCAAUGAUGAUAAUGCUGAGGUGAGGUCUGUCACUGAAAGCCUCUCCCCUUGUGUGAAGUUGGAAGGCAUUGCUUUCUCCAUCCUCAAGGGUCAGUGCACAGGUGUCACAGAGCUAAAGGAGAAAGCAACUGGAACCAAAGAUAUGAAAAAUGUUCAUUCUAAAGCUAGAGCACCAGUCAACAAAUGCAAAAAGCUCAGUUCCAGCAAGAUUGACAAACUGUCAACAGAAAACUUGAGAAAGAUGGUAGCAUGUACCAAAAAGUCACAGGAAAGCAAGACCAAGAAGGCAAAGAAACAGAAGAAGCAGCCGGUACCUGGACUGGAGCUCAGCCAGCCAGAGGCAGAGGAGGGCAAGAGGAAACGUGGGGGGAGGGGCAGUAUUGCUUCUGCAGAGCAGCUCUCUCACAGCCAAGCAGGUGGUGUGAGCAGUGACUUUAUGGCCCGACAAAGCACGGCAGACCAAGGUUUGCAGCAGAGCAGCCCUGGUAGACCAAGAAGGGAGGGGCAGGGCGCCACCCCCAGGUUGAGGAGAGGUCGCCGGCCGACAGAGAAGGUGCUUCAAGAGAACCAGAGCCCCUCUCCCUCCCCCUCUCCCCCUCCACUGCCUCCACUUCCUCCACCUCCGCCAUCGCCCUCCGCCCCGUUCCGCAGGCCCAGAGGCCGGCCUCGCUCGAACCCGCUGCCCAACCAGACCCAGGGGGCCGCGGCCACGCCAGCCACACAUGGCGGGAAUGCAGACACGUGUGCGGGAAAGAAAAGGCGCCGUCGCUGGAACAGGAAGUACCAGAACGGGGAGUACAUCGUGGAGCGCGAUCAGACCAGAGAAGAACCGGAGGAGAAGUGUGUGACCACGCGACAGGCCGCUCGAGCAGAAGCAGACCUGAGGACCACAGGUGUCUACCCGCGCCAGAGCGCCACCCUUCCGUGUGUGGGCACCAGCCCGGAGAGCGGCACCAGAAGGGCUCUCCUCACCCGCUCAGGGUCGGCACGGAGGCCCGAGUCCUGUGCCAGUCCAGAGCCCGGUGACAAGCCCGCAGGCAAACGGAAGUUCAAAAGCAAACACUUGUCCGACACAGAAGAGGAGAAGCUCAAGAGUAAGCGCGGCCACCUCGGGAAGCGCGCCGCUCCUGCGGCCGAUGCGGACAGCCCCCCAGCGAAGAGGCUCCACCCCCCUGGCUCCGUUUCCACCCCGAAGGGUCUGUCCUCGCCCCUGACUGGCAGGAGAGGGAGCGCUGGCAGGGGGGGCGCUCCCGAGUCCUCCCCCGUCCGGCCCGCCCCCCCAGAGGUGCGCAGGCUAAUAGUGAACAAGAAUGCUGGGGAGACCCUCCUUCAGAGAGCCGCUCGAUUAGGCUACCAGGAGGUUGUCCUGUACUGCCUGGAGAAGGACGUGCGGGAGGUGAAUCGCCGCGACAACGCGGGCUACACCGCUCUGCACGAGGCCUGCUCGCGCGGCUGGGCCCACAUCGUCCGAGUGCUGCUGGACCACGGCGCCGACGUCAACUGCAGCGCCCAGGACGGCACGCGCCCAAUUCAUGACGCAGUGGUUAAUGACAACAUGACUGUGGUGUGGAUGUUGCUCAACCACGGGGCGGACCCCACCCUGGCCACCUACUCUGGGCAGACAGCGCUCAAACUGGCCCAGAGCAACAGCAUGAAGAAGUUCCUCAUGGAAUACUUUGCAGAUCUGGAAGGACGGGAUGAGCAGGAUCCCGGACUGUGCUGGGAUUUCUACAGCAGUGCUGUGUUUGAGUCUGAAGAGAAGGCAUGCUGGGAUUUCCUGCUCUCACUCCCCAAUGAGGAGGAGGCGAAGGAGACUGAGGAGAGGACAGAAGGGGACUGUUUCCUGUUUGAAUUCUCAGCUGAGCCCCUUUUACCCUGCUACCAUAUUCAAGUGUCACUGACCCAGGGCUUCUGCAACUGGUUCCUCCUGUCAGACGUUUUGAGGCGCCUGAAGAUGUCCACGCGGAUAUUCCGCGCGCGGUACCCGCACUUCGAGGUGGUGGGGAUCUCGCGUGCGGAGCUCUGCCAGCAGGCGUCCGUCAGCCAGGUCACGCCGGUCCCCGGAGAGCUUUGGGCGUCCGGCAGGGAAGGGGAGGGGCCGGUGGAGAUGGUGCGCUGCGUCCCGGACUUGCAGGGGCUGCUGGGCUCCACCAUGCACAUCCUGGAGGAGGCGCAGAGCCGGUAGCUGCCACCGCACCCCCCACCCCCACCCUCCCCCAAAACUCAAACACUUUUCCCUACACCCCCUCCAGUCUGAACUCAUCUCCCUCAGUGGACAAUCGAAUCAGGACAAAGAGAAGUACCCAUGAGUCCGCAACAGAACCAACAAAACCAGCCAUUGGAUGCUCAGAUGCUCAGAAUGGACUGGGUAAUCUUCUCUGAUUUCUAUGUCUGCACUUCUAUAGUGUUAACUGUAUUUUUUAAGGCACACGCCACUUGACUGUGGCAUCCACGGCAUAAGCUUUUUAUCAACUACCACAGCCUGGUCCCCUGGAGGAACGAGAAUUGGACACAGUGGGAUGAAGAAUUCAGAACUGAAGCUUGCAGUUUCCAACUGCAGGCAUUUUCAAUGUCGGUUAAUAGUUUUCAGCAUUUGAAGAACCGUCAACAGCAACAGGGUUAACACAAGUGGGUUAUUUAUAUAUGAGGGUGGUGGAAAUUAAUUUUGUUUCAUCGUGUUCUGUUGCACACCUGCUUAAUUGUGAGAGAAACCAAGUUUUCAGGCUGAGAAAAUUUCUGACUUUUGUCUUGGUACAUUUUUGCACCCAGCUAAGAGGCCAAUGGGCCAGAUGGUUUAGAUGGUUCAGAUGGUUCUGCAAACUAGCAAACCUCUUCUACAGACCGUAGAAAACCCACCCCCGACCCCCCAGUGGCCUCAUAGAGACUAAUGGCCUUGCACUACACCCCUACACCACCCCACCCUAACCCACACCAGUUCAAAGACUCAGUGUUCGUCUACAAAAACAUCCACUGUACAGAGUGAACAGUGGUCAGUAUUGUUUCACCCUUUUGUGUGGGGUUAGGGUUUCUUUCUGUUGUGGGUUUCAGAAUAUGGCAGCGCUUUUCACUAAAAUGUCACAUUUGAUGGUUUUUGACUGGUCUCACUAGGUUGACCCUAGUCAUUUGCAAGUUCUGUUUUAUUUUUGUUUUUAGAGGGUGGGGGGUUCACAGUUUCUUUCAGCUGCUGACCUGUUUGUAGCAUAACCCUUCCAAAUGAUUACCUUUUCAGACAUCGACUCCAGCCAUAACCGGUUUGGAUCCUUCUGAGACAGUUUUUUCUUUGAAUAUCUUUAUCUUGUGGAAGGCCGCUUACUUUGCUUUAAUUUCAGUUAACUGCCAAUGAAAAGGUCACAAGAGAUCAAGAUGGCGUGGAAAUGACCCAGGUCGUAACCCAUAAGGCUUGUGAGAAUGAAUCCAGUUCUCAUUGCCCUUCUUCAAUGAAUUCACCUUUCCCACUCUCAUGAACUAAUUAAUUCCCCAUUCUGUGUUUUAUUUACAGUGUUUGAUUUGUAUCCUUGCUUAAUUUAACAGAUGUUAUGAUUAAUAUAUUUUACCUUGUGUAUUUGGCAAAUGAUUUAAUAUUUCUUUGUAUGGUUGGUGCUUUGUUUGAAGUAUUGUAUAUUCCUUUAUUCUCCAAGUUGUUGGUUUGUUUUUCCUUCUCUGCAUAUUUUAAUACGCCAAAGUACAGUUAUAUUGUACUGGUGCUACCCUAGAUUUUGUGUUUGACAAUCACUGAAGUUUCGUUCGAAGUUUAAACCAAUAAAUUAUAUUUAAAUAGAAGAGAAAGAAAUGUAAAGGAUGCAAAGUCGAGUUUCUGGCUGCAGCAUAAUUAUGUUGAUGGGUACAAGGUACGUUGAGAACGUAGGGAAGGACACCUUUUUAUUUAUGUCUUUUAUAAGAAAAGCAAACCGAAUAAACCUUGAUUGUCCUCUGUGUGUUCAUCACAA
Anguilla anguilla (European eel) is the source of this 8963-nucleotide messenger RNA. RefSeq names its product BCL-6 corepressor-like protein 1. NCBI's taxonomy places the organism in Eukaryota, Metazoa, Chordata, Actinopteri, Anguilliformes, Anguillidae. The transcript is spliced from 12 exons. Gene Ontology annotation, cellular component: nucleus. Gene Ontology annotation, molecular function: protein binding; transcription corepressor activity. Bases 2564 to 7201 code for a protein of 1545 amino acids. The record is from RefSeq and is a predicted model, not a curated record. Gene Ontology annotation, biological process: negative regulation of transcription by RNA polymerase II.